AUGGAGCCCGCGCCUUCCGCGAUGGAAACCCCGAGUGGACUUCCCGGCGUCGCCGGCAGCUCGGACGAGAAGCAUGGCGAGCAACGCUGGGAAGCUCCGGCGUUGAACGGCGAUUCUGGUAGUGAUGUCAUCAAUGAUGUUUCAUGUGUGAGCAGAUUGAAGGACGGUCCGCAGGAUUCAGGAGCAGCGGACUCGACAGGGGUUUUUCCUCGGGAGCCCGGGCUAUCUCCUGAUCUCCAACAGCCUUGUACUGCCGGCCUUGAUUGUAAUGACCCGAGCGACAGGGAUUCGCGUCGCGAGGAGACGACGGCCGGAAGUUUUACACCGCCACCAGAGGAGGCUGUGAGUGACUUCAACAGCUCUAGCAGUAGUGACCGACGCAGGAGGCAAGAUAUUUCCCCUUCGGAAGGCGAGCGAGAGGAGGAGGAGAAGGGUGGGGGCGUAGUUGUCGCAAGAUUACCUCAACAUACACAGGAGAGAGACGUCGCACGGGGCAAGAGCAGCGACGAUGGGAACGAGACAGGACGAGCGAGAGACAACGAAGAUUCAAGCAGAGAAGAAGGUCUAGCGACCGCCGGCAAUGGUAGAAAGGGCGGGAGCGGGGACGACGACCACAACGACAUUAGUAGUGCGGACGGAGCGUCGUUCGUGAAGGACGACAACCUCUCGGGAUCGGAAGACGAGUUCGGCAGAGGGGUUACUAAGCACAUCGGCAACAAUCAGCAGCAGAAACGACGAGAACAACGGCAAAGGCUGAGCCAGUCUCCUACCGAGGAGCAGAGUGGUCGUCGGAGGGGCAGCAUCGGCAGCAGUGGGAGUAGCGGCAACGGGAAGGGCACGGACGAUACCCCCGCAAGGGCAGCGUUCGUGCGUCCCCGCCGUCUCUCAAUGGAGCGCGACUCCGAGCUGCAGAGGACUCUAGCCAAGGAACUAAUGGGGAUGAGUCGGGCGGCAGCGGACAAACCCGUAGGGGAGGAAGAGGCCGAACGAGAGGAAGAACACCGCCAAACGCUGCUGAACAUGACGCCGGGGGUCCUCGCCAGCCUUUUCGAUGAAGACGAUGACGACGGCGACGGCGAGUGGUUUCAAAGAAAUGCAGACCUACCGCGUCCUAGUACCACCGAUGGUGAUGGUUUUGACGCUGGUACCACGGACGCCGGGGUGAACAAGCGCCACCGCCGCUCUCUCUCCUCCCACAGCGAGUGCCGAGCCCCUUCCUGCUCUCGGAGAAGACGGAGAUCAGAUGAAGCAGGCAUCGCAGCCGAGUCGACACGAAACGACGACGUUCACGACGACAACGACGACGACUCCACCAACACCGAGGUGUCACCGACCCCGAAGAGGACGCCCUCUGCCACGCUUCGAGUCGAGACCAGGAACCCUUACCUUAGCCGCAGCAGCCACAACAGUGACAAAGGCGACGUCGAGCCGUCGUCUCGUCUGCAGAAGUCCUCCGCUUCUCGCCUUUCGAGAGGGAAGCAACGGAACGGCGGUACCACCUUGGGGGAUGCCGCCGCCGCUCCCGAAGACCCACGGUCAGACAGAAACGGCGACGGCGGGGGCGAGAAAACGGCAGGGUCGGGUGACGGAGAGAGAGAAGGAACAGUGGUGGUAGAGAGUGGCGCGGAAGGAGAGGCGGAGGGGACCGGCGGGGAGCAGAGGAGGGACUCGGAGAGCGGCCUGAACCGGCGACCGAAGGGCCCUGGACCAAUCGUCAUGAACGCGAGCCACUGCGAAUAUGCCGUCGUGCGAGAGUGCGCCCUAAGGCUCGGGUGGAGCCUGUGCGAGACGAAGUUUAGCCGCCACAGUGACCCUCUCACCAAAAAGCCGCGAACGGAUGAGGCAAACCCUAACAAGACGGCGGACGCUUCCUACACGUGCACCCACAAAGGCAUGUGUAACAAGCUCUGGAACGUCAUGUGGCACGACCACGGCAACUUCGAGGAGUACCUACAGGGCCUUCAGUCGUUCCAGUACUACAGCCACCUCCCGGGGCUCUCCUUCUUCGCCCGCAAGGCGGGCCUCGCGAUGCUCAUGUCGCGAAUGUACCACGAGGCCCCAAAGGAGUACAAGUUUUUUCCCGAGACGUGGGUGCUGCCGGCAGAAAUAAACGAGUUCAGGGAGGAAUUCGGCCCCAAGGGCACCAGCAAGUCGACUUUCAUAAUCAAGCCGGAUGCCGGGUGUCAGGGAAAGGGGAUCUUCCUCACGAAACAGCUGAGCUCGGUUGCUGCGCUGCAGGGCAAGUCUGUCGCGCAGCGCUACCUCACGAACCCAUUGCUGAUUGACGGGUACAAGUUCGACCUGCGGCUGUACGUGCUGGUGACGAGCGUCAACCCGAUGCGCAUAUUCCUCUUUGAGGACGGGCUCGUCCGCAUCUGCACCGAGGCAUACGAAGCCCCGACGGAGAUUAACAUCAACAAGACUACCAUGCACCUCACCAACUAUAGCGUCAACAAGACUAGCUCUAACUUCACGAGCGAUGACAUGGGAGAGAGCGGAUUCAAGCGGUCUGUCAAGUGGUUCAAGAAGUGGCUGGAUGAGCAAGGCCACGACAGCGCGGCCCUGUGGGCGCGGCUAGCCGACGCGUGCGUCAAAACGUUCCUGACGGUUGGCCCGAUGCUGCGUCGAGAGUACAACGCCGCCAACCCAACGCCCAGAGGCUUCGCGUCGGUGGCGGCGUCGAAAGGAAAGGCUGCCACCCCUACCCCGCCGCCCCCGCGGUCGAACUGCUUCACUAUCGUCGGGGUGGAUCUGAUGGUGGACGACGAGCUUGACCCAUGGAUAAUCGAGAUCAAUCAUUUGCCUUCGUUCAGGUGA
This is a messenger RNA of Ectocarpus sp. CCAP 1310/34, 2817 nucleotides long. The record is from the annotation of a GenBank genome assembly. Lineage: Eukaryota; Phaeophyceae; Ectocarpales; Ectocarpaceae.